UUGUGCGGUACUGAGAAAAGUAUAAUAAUAUGUGGACCUCUGAUUUGCUUACAGAUGGCCGACAGUUCUCUCAGCGGUAUAUCUCGCCCACCAACUGCGUUGAACCCACCUCAUCGUCCUGUCACACAGCAGGGUCUCAGUGGUGGUAGAGCAGUAAGCCGUCUUGGCACUGGAAGUAUGCGCCAAGUUCACGACAAGUCCUACUAUAUGGGUAUCCUACGUUCGAAAAUAAAUCAGAUCAGUUCGGAAAUUGCCCGGUUGGAAGAAGUUUACCAGAGAGGUCAACGAGAUCGUAUGGAACUCGAUGUCUACGAGCAAAGAGCGAAAGAAAGUGCGAUGGAGGUGAAGGAACUGCAACGUAAACUCCUCAACUACAAUUUGGUGAUGGGCGACCUCGAGGCUGAAUCAAGAAAAGCUAAGGAGACUGCUGAUGAGCUAGAAGCGACGGUCCAGGAUCUCUUCCAUGAGCGCCAAGCUCGGGAAUAUGAGAUCGACGAGCUUGCAGCGGAAAUUGAAGAGCAGAAACGACUAAAUCAAACGAUGCUAUCUGGCAUGGAUCCAAACCUACGCGAAACAUACGAAGAGUUGAAAAAAGAAAGUGAAUCGUUGGCAACGAAGGUAGAGGAAGCCCAAGAAGAGUUGGCUCGGCUGGACGAGAAAAAGGAACAACUUGAACUUGAACUAAUGAAUUCACCUGUGAAGAAGAAAGCCAGUCAGCUGCUGAUUGACUUAAAAGCGAAAGAAGCGAAUUUGAUUGCUGAGAAGGAAGCAAUGGAAACACCUGAACAGAAGAAGCAAAAGCUCAUCGAGGAGAUCAAAAAUAACAACGAAGACAUCGGCAAGGUUCCCAGUGCUCAAAUAAAGAAUUAUAGUAGACUUGAUGUUUUGUCAACUGAGAUUCGCGAGUUCGACUCCAGUGCUGACAACAAACUUGGUAAGUGUGAAUGA
Molecule: messenger RNA, 948 nt
Organism: Haemonchus placei
Lineage: Eukaryota; Metazoa; Nematoda; Chromadorea; Rhabditida; Trichostrongylidae
Source: the annotation of a GenBank genome assembly